Hippocampus comes (tiger tail seahorse) is the source of this 4316-nucleotide messenger RNA. RefSeq names its product Tax1 (human T-cell leukemia virus type I) binding protein 1a (gene tax1bp1a). NCBI's taxonomy places the organism in Eukaryota, Metazoa, Chordata, Actinopteri, Syngnathiformes, Syngnathidae. The transcript has 17 exons. Bases 258 to 3080 code for a protein of 940 amino acids. The record is from RefSeq and is a predicted model, not a curated record.
AUAACAGCAAAACCAGCAAUUUUAUUGCAGUGUGCCUUCAUUUUAUCAAUCUCUCUGAAGUCUCAGCAUCCGUAGUCGCCUCCUCAUCCCGGAAGUUGUCCAUCGUAGGCUUUCAGGAAGCGGCGCAUCACCAUCGUCUGUGUUUUCACAACAUCGCAGACAGGACAGGGGCCGAAACAACGAUCAGCUCGUGAGAUAUUCCCUUUUCCCCACUUGGGGUUCUUUAAAAUGGACAAAUGAAGUGAGCGGCAGAUACAAUGUCCUCGUUCCAGGUGGUGGAUUCCUCACCUGGCAGCAGUGUCAGUAUCAUGGAAACGUCCAACUUUGCCCACGUCAUCUUCCAGAAUGUUGGCAAAAGUUUCCUGCCUCAGGCACCCCUGGAGUGUCGCUACACUCUCACCCCUUACAUCACACCUCACCCCAAAGACUGGGUGGGCAUCUUCAAGGUGGGCUGGAGCACAGCUCGAGAUUACUACACCUUCCUGUGGUCCCCCAUGCCUGAAAAAUAUGAACCAGGAAGUACUGUGCACAGGACUGUGGUGUUUCAAGGUUACUAUGUUCCCAAGUCUGAUGGGGAAUUCUACCAGUUCUGUUACGUGACACACGGCGGUGACAUAAGAGGGGCAAGCACACCUUUCCAGUUCAGGUCAGCCACACCCACCGAGGAACUGCUAACUGUCAGUGAAGAUGACAGCAAUUCAGACAUCCUGGUGGUCACCACCAAGACUGGCCUGCUUGAGCGUGUGGAGGAGGCGCAGCAGGAGCGCAGGGAGCUCCUGAAGGCCAUGCGGCUCCUCCAGGAGGAAAAGCAGCAGCUGCAGGAUGAGCAGAAGCGACUUUCCCGGGAGCGGGAGCAGGAGAGGGAGACGUGUUGCUUGCUGCGCACACACAACCAGGAGCUCCUGCGCUCCUCGCAGUGUCUGUCGGAGGAGCGGGAGGAGGUGAGGAGGAGGCUGACGGAGGCGACGGAUCGAGUGCGCCAGCUUGAGGAGGACCUGCUGGGCGUCACUCAGAGAGGCCUGCAGAAAGAGACAGAGCUGGAUUGCCUGCGUGACCGUCUGAAGAAGCUAACAAUCGAGCGAGACACCUUGGACAGCCAACUGAAGAAUGAGAAAGCCGAGAUGGACCUCUACAAAGCCCAUCUGCGCAGCACCGAGCUGGAGAACACCAAGCUGAGCGCCGAGCUGCAGAUGCUGAAGGCGGUGGAGCUCAACCGAGAGGUGACAAUCGCUCAGUUCCAGGAGGAGCUGGAGAGGCUCAGGAGCUGCGUGGCACAGCGGGACAGUUUGGAGAAAGAGUUGCUCACGCUCAAAGCUGAGAAGGCCGAGCUGGCGCGUGUGCGCGAGCAGCUCCGUCAGGCUGAGGAGCAGCUCGCCGCGUCCCGUCAACAAGCGGCCUUGCUGGCCUCUGAGCUACGUGACUCAGCCAGCGCCCGGGACCAUUCCAUGACCGAACUCUACCGCGCCCGCCUGGAGGUUGAUAAGCUCCGCACCAGCCUGGCCGAAGCGCAGGCCGAGUGCCAACGCAUGGAAAGUCAGCUGGACCGCAUGAGGAGCUCUGCACACAAGGAAGUGGGUGUUGGCACUGGUGGAGAGCUCGCGCCCAGUGUGCUGAUUGUCUCAGAGGAGGAAGCCGAGCUGCAGAGGGAGGUGGAGGAACUGAAGCUGCGCCUCCACAUGGCGGCCGAGCACUAUAAGGAAAAAUACCGAGAGUGCCAGCGGCUCCGCAGGCAGGUGGCCAAACUGAACACGAGCGAGUCACACGCGGAGCACAAAAGAAAUGCAUCUACCGAGACAGUCUUGGAGCCUAUGACCCCAAGUCCUGAUUCACCCACGGGCGGAAGUAUUGCCGCAACAGCCCUCCAAGAGGCUUCCACCUUGACAAUCAGCACUGAACUUGAAAACCUGGAAUGUACACACGGCAGCACAGAGAUUGAGGCGAAGCAGACUGAGAACAAGCCGACGGGGAGCGCCGAGGCGGAAGGAGAUGUGAACCAGCAAGAGGAGCGAGAAGAGAGGAGGGAGGCCGCGCGGGAGGACAGCCUGCGGCUGACAAGCUGGGUGGAGGUGGAGACCAAGUGGGCGGGCGGCGAGGGGAGCGCCGAGACCGAGCAGACGGAGGGGGAGGGGGAGCCGGAGGGCAGGAGAAGAGGGGAAGGAGAAACGGCAGAGAGGGAGCAGAGCAACUCAGUGGAGGAGGAGCUGGCCCUGAUGGAGGAGAAGUGGAAGGAGCAGUGCGCCAUCAAUGAGAUUCUCAAACAGCGUCUGGCCAAUGAAGAAGAGCGAUUUCGAGUACAGAUGGCAGAGCGGACCAGCGAGGUGAUGGAGUUGAAACGUGACCUUGCCCAGGCUUUGAAAGACAAGGAGCGACUGCAGGAGGAAUUGCAUCUCUUCCUGAGUCGGCGAAGAGAGCAGGAUGCCCACGGUGAAGGCGCUGAGGUCAGGCAGCCCAUGGUGCUGCGCUACCCGCUGCCCUACCCCCAAGACCCCUCGCCGCCUCCACUGGUACCGCAGAGGCCCGCCGAGCUGCAGUUUGGCAAUCCUUAUGCCACGGAUGCCAUGCAAGACCGGGAAGCGGAUGUUUCACUAACUCUCGAGCAACUGAGCCGUCCUCCACCCGAGGCCCCAACUUGCGCCACUCCCUGCGCCCCUCCAAUCACUCCAUCAAAUCCGAAUCCUGGCCCAGUGGCACCAGGCUGGGACAGAGAAGUGGUCUGCAUUCAGCCGUCACGCAGCACUAGCCCCCCGGAGACCAUGGAGCGACCACCCGCUGAGCCUCAGGCCGCGGGCGACGGGGCUCAGCCUCCUUGUGACCAUCAUCAGUCCAGCAGACCUGGCGAAACAAGAAGCAGCUUCUGCUUUGACUCGAGGAGUGACGUCCACAAGCGCUGCCCGCUGUGCGAGGUGAUAUUCCCGCCGCACUUUGAGCAGAGCAGCUUCGAGCAGCACGUGGAGAGCCACUGGAAGGUGUGCCCCGUGUGCUCGGAGCAGUUCCCCCUUGACUGCCAGCAGCACCUCUUCGAGAGGCACGUCCUCACGCACUUCGACGGCCACGUGCUCAACUUCGAUCAGAUUGAGUGAUGCGCCCCCGGUCCCCUUCCCGAGUGUCAUUCUGUUAGCUGUUACAGGUUCGGCUGUGUCGUUAAAUGUACAAUCAUCGGCACGUUUUUUGCAGGUUACAGGUUCUGUUAAAGCUGUUUGAGAAGUUAUUCCAUAUCCUUGAUAGCCAGUUUAAAGUUCAUGCACUAGUAUGCUCUUUGUCCUCACUAAAUCCGAGUUUUACAUAAAUUUUUUUCACUGCUAAUGUCACUUUUAGCUUACUAGUAUGCAGUUAGACCUUACUAGUAAAUAUCUGGGGUACAGGACCAGGCCCAACUAGUCGGCAAGUGUCAUGCACUAGUAGCUUGCCUCUCAAGGAUGUUCAAUACAUUCUCCAACAGCUUUCUACAUGCCAACACAUAAAAAGCUUUGCUUCCACUUUUUUUUUUUCUCCUAAAGCUCAUCUUCGUUUCUCUGAAGCACCUUUGGCAGCGCAUGUGGAUAUUGAUGUGUUCAGAACAAUGAGAAAAAAAAAAACGACACACCCCAUCUGCUGUCAAGAAAUAUAAACAGACAUUUCAAGUGUAAAUGCAAAGCGAGAUACUCACGAAUGGACUUCCAAACCAGAAGGCUGCUCUGCUUCAGGAAAUAAAUUUAACAUAAAUAAAUGAAUCAGAUGUAUGUAUUAAAAUUAUAAUGAUAAUUAUAAUAAUAAUAAUAAUAGAGUAAUACAUUUCAAUGAAUCUGCACUAUAAAAAAAUGGCUUUAUUCCGAAUGUAAUGUACAUAUGGAAAUGUGUGUGUGUGUGUGUGAGUGUGAGAUAUGUACAAGUACUGCCCUCGGUUUGGUCAUCUUGAUGACUGCUGUGCACUUUUCUGCUUUAUGUUCUGGUGUUCGGAAGAUCUUGAGCAAGACGUCACUGACGGAAGACCGUUUGAGCAUUUAUUCCAUAACUUCGAUACCCAUCUUAAGGUUCAUGUUCUUGUAAAGUGCUGGAUCUUGGAAGAUAGUGAAUAAAUGCUGAAACUGUUUUCCAUGGUCAUGUACGGCCAUAUUUCGAGUUCUCAUGAAAAGUCAUUGCUCUGUAUACAUGUUAGACCUCAUGAACGAAUGUCCUCCACGUGAGCUCCGACGGUGUUGUUUCUAUUCAGGCUUUACAAAACCGCGCACCAAUCACAAGGCCUCCGUGUGUGUGUGUGUGUGCGCGCGCGCGCACGUGUAUAUGUCGAUGUGUGAAUGGCAAAAAUCUUGAUGAAUAAAUGAACUUAUCCAAGUGCA